Messenger RNA from Caretta caretta (loggerhead turtle), 2750 nucleotides. It is a transcript of the gene WNT1, whose product is annotated as Wnt family member 1. The record is from RefSeq and is a predicted model, not a curated record. NCBI's taxonomy places the organism in Eukaryota, Metazoa, Chordata, Testudines, Cheloniidae. Gene Ontology annotation, cellular component: extracellular region. Gene Ontology annotation, molecular function: frizzled binding; cytokine activity. Gene Ontology annotation, biological process: neuron differentiation; multicellular organism development; cell fate commitment.
CUCAACCUGAGUGAUGGACAGUCAGAUGGCCAGAUAGCCCCAGCGCGGGCUGCCCCGUAAGAAGUGAUGCGUCUCUUCCACUUCCCAUUGUUAGCGUGAGAACACAGCCUGGAUCCUACACAGAUGUACCGUUCCACAGAGACCCACCUCACUGCCUCUAUAAGAAGGAAGGGGCUCUCCGAGGCAUUGGAGAUGGCUGGAGGAUGCUAAGCACUCAACAGCAGCCGUAGACCAUCAAACUUUUUCCCCUAGUGGUCUAAUUCCUCUCUGGGGGAAUCAUCUCUAAGAGGCUGCCAGAAACCAGAAGAUUGGAGCCUUUCCUCCAGCAUUUUCAUAUUUUGAGGAUGCCAACACUGCUGCAAACUCAACUGUGACAUGACUUUUUAUUUAGAUUCUAUUUUUAGGGUUUGAGUUUCUAUACAUAGAUUUCUAGAUUUAUAGAUUUCUAUACAGCCAUAUCCACAGACACCCCGUCUUUCUUGCGCGCCGUGUGGAUGUGGAUAUAGCUAUCGAGAGAGAAACGAUUAAGCCAAAGAAUUUGUUGUAGGAUUCUCCUUGCAACAAGACUUUCUAGAGCUAUAAUUUUUUGUGUCCAGACAAACUACUCUCGGGAAGUUUUAUACGAGCCACUGCCCUGCUGCCAAAACAAUGAGACCUGUGGCAUUAAUUUUAGGGUUUAAGACAUUGUGGGUUUUGGCAUUUUCGUCUCUUUCCAACACUCUGGCGGUGAAUAACAGUGGGAGAUGGUGGGGCAUCAUCAACGUGGCCUCGUCCACCAACCUGCUGACGGACUCCAAGAACGUGCAGCUGGUGCUGGACCCCAGCCUGCAGCUGCUGAGCCGCAAGCAGCGCAAGCUGAUCCGCCAGAACCCCGGGAUCCUGCACAGCAUCAGCAGCGGCCUGCAGAGCGCCAUCAAGGAGUGCAAGUGGCAAUUCCGCAACCGCCGCUGGAAUUGCCCCACCACCCAGGGGCCCCACAUCUUCGGCAAGAUCGUCAACCGGGGCUGUCGGGAGACGGCGUUCAUCUUCGCCAUCACCAGCGCCGGCGUCACCCACUCCGUGGCCCGGUCCUGCUCCGAGGGCUCCAUCGAGUCCUGCACGUGUGACUAUCGGCGCCGCGGCCCGGGGGGCCCCGACUGGCACUGGGGGGGCUGCAGCGACAACGUCGACUUCGGCCGGGUCUUCGGGCGCGAGUUCGUGGAUUCGAACGAGAAGGGGCGGGACCUGCGCUUCCUGAUGAACCUGCACAACAACGAGGCGGGGCGGAUGACGGUCUUCUCGGAGAUGCGGCAGGAGUGCAAGUGCCACGGCAUGUCGGGCUCCUGCACCGUCAAGACCUGCUGGAUGCGGCUCCCCACCUUCCGCACGGUGGGCGACUUCCUCAAGGACCGGUUCGACGGCGCCUCCCGCGUCAUCUACGGCAACAAGGGCAGCAACCGGGCCUCGCGGGUGGAGGGGCCCCACCUGGAGCCGGAGAACCCGGCCCACAAGCCUCCCUCCCCGCACGACCUCGUCUACUUCGAGAAGUCGCCCAACUUCUGCACCUACAGCGGCAAGACGGGCCCGGCGGGCACGGCUGGGCGCUUGUGCAAUGGCUCCUCCCCAGCCCUGGGCGGCUGCGAGCUCCUGUGCUGCGGACGGGGCUACCGUACGCGGAGCCAGCGGGUCACCGAGCGCUGCAACUGCACCUUCCACUGGUGCUGCCACGUCAGCUGCUUGAACUGCACCAACACACAAGUCUUGCACGAGUGCUUGUGAGCCGGGGCCGGGCGGGAGGAGGGGCACAGAGGCAAAGACCUUCCCCGGGGAGGGAUCAAAAUCAGGGCCCUGCCCCCAUCCCGCCGAGCAAGGGCACCGCACCCGAGCAGCUGCUGCCAGCCGGAUUCUGCCCGCCGGAGCCGCCCUCUCGGUAGCAGACCCGGCCCCAGAGAACGGCGAGGGCCUGGCGGGGGUGGGGGGCAUCCUCUCCAGACCCCUCCAAACUCUUCCAGGCCAGGACCACCUGCAGAGAUCACCACCCGCCCAGUGGUGAACCGAGUGCCCUCCCCGCCACCCCGCAGGGUCUUGUCCCUGGGCGCAUGUGGGCGAAAAGGGCUGGAUCAGCAGCCUGGAUCCCUCCCCGCUCCGCGUCCUCUGCCAACGCCCCUUGCGGGAGGUUGGGGUGGGUCUCCUCAGCCCAGCGCUGGCCUCUGUACUGAGCCCCAGCCUGGGACACCCAGCCCCACCUUCACGCUGCUCAGUCACUCCCAGCCCCGGGCAGGAUUCCGGUUAGCGGCCCAGAGACGGUGCCAUCCGAUGUCCCAGCCUCCCCCCGGCUGCAGGGCUGGCCAGGUCAAAGGCAGCUCGGAAAGUGCCCGGCGCCCGCGAUUACCCCUCGGACGUGUGUUUACAACGCUCACCAAAUGCCGCUCAUUUGCUUCUUGGACUCGGAGCAUUGUGCCGGGAACAGGGUAGAAAACGCUGGUCAGUCACCGUUGGCUGGUCUGGCUCGCGCGGUCAGAGCAAGGCUGAGAAUUUGGUACGUAACGUGCACUGAAGAAGUGGUCGGAAUCGCCAGUUUUGUUUUGUAAAUAAAAUAUUUAUUGUGAAUGGUUUUAUAUCCCUUAGCACCCGCCUGGCCUUGCCUUGCCAACCGGUGGGUCUCCUAGACGAUCCCUCUCCUCUGCCUUCGACAAAGAUUUUCUUCCCCUGGCCUUUUGGUUUCUAAUUAAAAUAAGAAGAACAAUGCUUUGUUACGGAUGUCAUUAAUA